AUGGCAUCAAAUCUGUUUUACAGUCAAUUUGAAUCCUACAUCCAGAGUUUUAUUUCUUCGACAAAACGUUCAUUCAAAAGAUCCAUUCAAUUGAUACGUGAAUUAACUGAAGGCAAUGUACUUUUCACGGGUAUUCUUAGUAAUCUUCAGUUUAAUAUGGUUGUUAACGGUACUGAAAAUGUAUUUUUAACCAUAAAUUACACGACAUUUAUGGAUAACUCAUCAAACUGUUCAUGUCAACAGACACCCACAUGCGUAGCACCAUCUUCUGUCUUUUACGAUGUUUCCUAUGCUGCCAAACCAGUGAUUCGAUUUACUGUACCGGGAAUUAUGCGUGGAUGUUAUAUCCUUGAAGCGUUUCUUCAAUCAAAUUUGAUCUGUUUUUAUAAUCAAUCCUGUGUCAAUAAUCUUCGUUCUGCAUUAAAUACAACAGAUCCGUUGAACAUGACCAUUGUACUCAAUACAACUGCACUCAAUCCAUUACUUCCCAGUCAAUUUCAUAUCAAUUCAACAUUGAAUGAUAUUAUUAAUGAAUUGAUGGUCGAAGAAUGGAUAACGAAUGCAUCCCACGAAAUGUAUUAUACAGCAUUUGAUCUCGGUAAUAUCAACUAUGAUUGGCUUGUUUGGAAGUCUUACUACGAUACUGAAAUUUAUCGUGCCAAUCGUAGUCAAAAGAGUGAGAUUAUAUCUUCAACGACAUGGCAACAGGGUCGCAAACAUCGAUGA
This is a messenger RNA of Adineta steineri, 726 nucleotides long. The record is from the annotation of a GenBank genome assembly. NCBI's taxonomy places the organism in Eukaryota, Metazoa, Rotifera, Eurotatoria, Adinetida, Adinetidae.